Molecule: messenger RNA, 663 nt
Organism: Paraglomus brasilianum
Lineage: Eukaryota; Fungi; Glomeromycota; Glomeromycetes; Paraglomerales; Paraglomeraceae
Source: the annotation of a GenBank genome assembly
GGUAUUCCGAAAUUAUUGUACGAAGAUCUCCAUAAUCCUAUUAUGAGUAUCCCAUGCAUCGUCACCAGCAUGGUUGGCUUGAAAAUCAUGAAGGUUGAUGUGAUAACUGCCUGCACCAUCAUUGUCGAUGUUGUUGGAAUUCUAAAGGCCAUUCAUAAUUACGGGUACAUUCAUAACGAUAUUCAUCCCGGGAAUAUUGUAAAUGUUAAUGGUAAAUAUCAGCUGAUAGACUUUGGCUUCGCCGUUCCACUCUCCAAGAAGAGAGAUAAUGUCCCCAGUAGUUGGCCAGAAGGCCAUGUAAUAUUUGCCUCUCAUAAUAGAGGUAAGUGUCUUGGAGCCGGAGAUGACUUGGAAUCCCUUUGUUAUACAAUUGCAUUUAUGUACGAUUCGAAUAAGGCAUAUUGGGACACUGUCACCAAGGAUCCAUACCAGGCCAUUCAUAUGAAAGAAAAAAAACUCACUUAUCUGUUUGAUGGGCUUCCACUAGUAUUUCGAGACUUUUUCGAGUAUGUGUACGAUCUUGACAUCACAGUGAUGCCGGACUAUGAAUAUUGGCAGAGCUUGUUCCUGGAGACUGUGGGAACUUGUUCUCGACCAAAAAAACACCUUCGGGAAACUUCACAAGGAAGUUCUAAUCAUAACCGACGUCGAAUUGAGCAACAG